Symbiodinium natans is the source of this 402-nucleotide messenger RNA. The record is from the annotation of a GenBank genome assembly. Lineage: Eukaryota; Dinophyceae; Suessiales; Symbiodiniaceae.
AUGUGGAUUACCAGAAGCAGGUGCAGACAGAUCCCCACCUCUGGUUCGGCUGCAGGAUUAGUCUCUGCAGACCUACUGCGGGCGAACGUUUGCUCCCCAUGGCAUGUGCUGCUCUCACAGAUUGCCCCGCUUCUGUUCGUCAAGCUCCCUCGCAUCUGGUCCACCUUUCGCCUGAGGGGACACCACAUGACACCACCAAUCCAAACAGAUGUCGGAGCUUCUUUGCUUCAUAACGAGUGUUGCAUUCAGCUGCUGGCAGCGUGGCCACCACCCUUCUUCUUCCGCUUCUUCUUCGCCUUGCGGCAAGGGCUGCAAGUUUCUAACAUGCCAAAGACCGACAGUUUUUACGAACUCUCGGCCUCUGUCUGGUUCUCUCUGUCACCUGGUGGCGGCAUGACGUGA